Messenger RNA from Porites lobata, 723 nucleotides. The record is from the annotation of a GenBank genome assembly. Lineage: Eukaryota; Metazoa; Cnidaria; Anthozoa; Scleractinia; Poritidae.
AUGGAUGAGCCCAGUUUAAACCCCGCAACACUUGCACCAGUGUCCGAAUCGAAGGCAGGAGAGCCUCGCAUGUCGUUGAAUGGCAUCGUCGGUGCUAAAUUAUGGGCACGGAGACGGAAGAACUCUCUUUUCAUUCCACAUCGAUCUGAAAACGACAUUGGAAACUCUUUUCUCUCCCACGCAGACUUUCCAAAGGCCAGGGCAAAAUCAGUGACUGCGUUGGGGGUCCAGAAGAAAGAAGAGUUUAACAAACAAGGAGCGUACAAAAUCCUUGAACAAACAAUGAACACGGAGUUGUCUUUUAAGAAUUAUGACGCUAAAGAAUGCUCUGCCUCUUCGCAUAAAAUUGCCAAGCUAGCAAAAGAAAAGAUCUGCAGCACAUAUGAGCUGACCGGAUGCAAAGUCAUCUGUUUGUGUUACAUCACAAAACGGGCCAAGCCCUCGCUUGCGAUCGACAGUGGAUGUGCGUGGGACGAGCUGAAAAGCACCGUUGAAAAGGACGCCUUUGUUGAUUUCGUUUACAAGAAUCAAGACAUCGUGGCUGUCGCCUCAGUGUUUGUUAUUCACUGCCGCAAGAUGGGUUCCAAGAAAACCGCAGCUGACCUCUUAGACGUUCCUACGAAGGCAGGGGGCGCGUCGAUAUCUGAGCCUGCACGAAAACGAAAGGAUAGUAGUGUCUUCACGAACAUGCCCCAGCUUCAGAGAGGUGAAAUGAUGCGAUAA